Molecule: messenger RNA, 2590 nt
Organism: Marchantia polymorpha subsp. ruderalis
Lineage: Eukaryota; Viridiplantae; Streptophyta; Marchantiopsida; Marchantiales; Marchantiaceae
Source: the annotation of a GenBank genome assembly
UGGUACAGGAAUAUACUGAGCUCUGCAGGGAUGGGGAAUGGGGUAGCGUGGACUUUGGGACCUCCCGGAAAAUUACUGUAAUGGGAAAUCGAGUUGCAGGCCCGUUCGGAAAGGCUGUCACCGGUCUACUGUGAGGUCGUCGUCUGCGUGCCAUUGUUGCGAAUAAUUCUCUCCCAAACUUAUAUAAAACCAGUAGAUAUCGAUCCCCAUCAUCAACAUGCGCAUUUCGUGCUUUCGCAAUACAUCUCAGCUUUCUCUGCUGAAGAGGUGGGUCAACACUCUUCUGCCUCAUAGGACCUCCUCCUCCUCAUACAGCUUUGGCAUAGCAGAAUCACAGCUCACGCAUCUUCGAGGGAUUUUCAGCCUGAGGGACUCCCUGUUGAAGUCUGCUGACUUUGAGAGCAAAAUGGAGGUUGUGAAGGUUGCUCUGAAGUUAGAAUCUGCAGCACUUGAGAAAGUUGCUGUUACGGCUGGUGAUAAGUCUUUUACUUACGCAGAGGUGUUACGUUCUGCUUUCAACAUCUCGUCUAUUUUGGAGAACAAGGAUGGAAGCAAUGGGCAUGUUGCUGAAGGCGAAGAGUCUGCAGAGAAACAGGUCGUCGAAGCUGAAGCCGGCAAGAAAGCUGAUGGCCCAAGAAUCGGUAUUAUGGCCAAACCUUGUGCAGAGUUCGUUGCCGCAAUGUGGGCCGCCUGGCUAAAUGGGGCUGUUGCAGUUCCGCUUGCUCUGAGCUAUCCGGAAGCCGAGCUUAUGCACGUUAUGACCGAUGCGGACAUUUCCGUGGUCGUCGCAACUGAGGAGUAUCGUGAAAUUUUAGAGAAGGUGGUUGAGAAGAGCCCAGGAGCCAAAUUGUAUAUCCUCCCUCCCGUUGUCAACACCCAUGGGAAUGAAAUUACAGAUACACAGAGUUUGGAUAAGCUCUUGGUGGAAGUAAAGAAUCGAUCGUUAACCCUUUCAGGUGAAGAGGCAGCACUUAUCAUCUACACAAGUGGCACCACCGGGAGACCAAAGGGUGUGGUGCAUACUCAGGCAGGCCUAGGAGCACAGGUUCGAAUGUUAUCAGAAGCUUGGGGAUACACUGCCGAUGAUCGAUUCCUUCACUGUCUGCCCUUGCACCAUGUCCACGGCUUAAUCAACUCACUUCUGGCACCCCUUUAUGCCGGAGCAACGAUUGAUCUGCUGCCCAAAUUCAGCACGAGUGGUGUUUGGCAACGCUGGCGCAGCAGCUAUCCCGUUUCUGGAGAAGUUGCUGCUACCCCGAUCACGGUCUUUACUGGCGUUCCGACGAUUUACGUGAGAUUAUUGCAAGGGUAUGAAACCAUGGAUGCAGAAACACAAAAAGCUUCUGCUGAUGCUGCCAGGCAACUACGUCUGAUGAUGUGCGGAUCUUCUGCUCUUCCACAACCUGUUAUGGACCAGUGGGAGUCUCUUACUGGACAUAGAUUGCUAGAAAGAUACGGCAUGACAGAGUUUGGAAUGGGGCUCACGAAUCCUCUACAUGGCGAAAGGAGGCCAGGUUUUGUUGGCAAGCCUUUUCCGGGAAUCGAGAUAAGAGUAGACGAUUCCGACUCCGAUGUGAAAGGCGUUGGAGAACUCUUGAUGAAGAGCCCGUCUAUGUUCAGGGAGUACUGGAGGCAGCCUAAGGUGACAGCGGAUAACUUUACCGAAGAUGGUUAUUUUAGGACGGGCGACACGGUGACAAUCGAGGAUGGUUAUGUCAAAAUUCUUGGGAGAACGAGUGUGGAUAUCAUAAAAGUAGGUGGUUUUAAGCUAUCUGCCCUUGAGAUUGAAGCUGUUCUCUUAGAGCAUCCUGCAAUUGCGGAGUGCGCUGUUCUCGGCCUGCCCGACAAGGAUUACGGAGAACUCAUGUGUGUAGUCAUAGUUCCCCCUGAGGCUAAAGCAGCAGAAGCAGCUGCCACCUCAGAACCUGUGCUCACUCUGAAAGAGCUCCACAAAUGGGGUGCAGAUAAAAUGGCACCUUACAAGCUUCCUCAAAAACUUCUCAUAUGGGAGAGCAUGCCUCGCAAUGCCAUGGGCAAGGUGAACAAGAAGGAAUUGAAGAAAACUUUACUGGAGUCUACUUCAUAAGAAUUCGUGCUUCCAAUUUUGCUCUUCGUCACCUUCUUUUACCUUCAAAUUCGACUUUUUUACAGCCACUUCCUUCAAAGUGAGCGCGUGUCUUGAUUAAGAUACUCGAGAACUUCGGACUCACCUGUAGCCUGAUCUAGCUGCAUAAGGGGAGUAGUAAGUUGAAGACAGUGUAGAUAAUUUGUAUUUUGUGUAAUUGGGAGACGUUUGUUAAUCAGCACGAUUAACUAAAAGGGCACGCCAUUCUUUCUCCAGCUAGGAGCAACACGCACUCAAAAGAUUCACAGGUCUCAGGCACCUGACAAAUGCUACUACUAGGUAGAAUCCACUCUGAAAUGCAGAAUAUGAAACGGAGUUUAGGAACGAGGGCGUAAACGAUUUGAGAUAAGAUAGUACAGCUGUACCGAGCAUUGUUCAUGUUCCUCCUGUGAUAAAUAGAAAGAUGCCUGUCCCUCCACGCUGGUCUCGUUAUCGUCUUAAACUCUUUUCCGGCCAUUGAUCUAG